Glarea lozoyensis ATCC 20868 is the source of this 3339-nucleotide messenger RNA. RefSeq lists its product as uncharacterized. The transcript has 6 exons. The record is from RefSeq and is a predicted model, not a curated record. Lineage: Eukaryota; Fungi; Ascomycota; Leotiomycetes; Helotiales; Helotiaceae. The coding region runs from base 1 to 3339 and encodes 1112 amino acids.
AUGAGGUCGACAAGUAGCACCUUCCUGGCUGCCUUUACGGCAUUGCUACCAGCUAUUGCGGCAUUAGGUCAGAACGCAACGGUCACGACCAAAGCCGACUCAUCGUUGUUGCAAUUGGCUGGCUCCGGGAUCAGUGGACAGAUUCUGGUCAGUAGUGAGGAUUGGUGGGGUGUCAUUCGCGCUGCCGAUGAUUUGGCUCAUGAUUUUGGGAGAAUCACAGGGAAGAACUUGACGUUGGGGAAUUGGGUGUCGUCAAAUUCGACGAACUCUACUUCUUCGAAGCGAGGGAAUGUUGAGAGAGCGGAAGAUGCUGCGCCGAAAGGUUGGCAGGAUGUUCCUGAGAGUGGACCGCAAAAUGGUCCGCAGAGUGUUACGAGAGCCACUGCUGCUGGGUCUCAGACUACGGUUUAUUACUGGUACAAUCCGGUGACUUCGUUUAUAAACUACACUCUCGCACAAACAGCCUCCAACUUCACCGGUCCAACCCUCCUCAACAACGCACCAAACAAGAAAACCGUAAUCAUCGUUGGAACCGUCGACAAAUCCACCCUUAUCACCCAACUCGGCAACAGUGGCAAGAUUGACCUGUCUGAGCUCAAGAACUGCUGGGAAUGCUUCAUCUCACAAGUCGUCGAGAACCCGCUGCCAGGUGUGGCCAAAGCGCUUGUCAUCGCAGGUGCGGACACACGAGGUACUAUUUACGGGCUUUACGACAUCAGUGAGCAGAUUGGUGUUAGUCCGUGGAAUUGGUGGGCAGAUGUCCCGGCUGUUAAGAAGGAAGGAGUGUGGGCUCUUGCGCAGAGGAAGUUCCAAAAGAGUCCUACGGUGAGGUAUCGUGGGAUAUUUAUUAAUGAUGAACAGCCUGCUUUGACUAAUUGGAUUGAUGGUAAUUACCAGAGAGGCAAAUAUGGGGCUGGAUUUAAUCAUUACUUUUACCCAAGAGUAUUUGAACUGCUUCUUAGAUUGAGAGCCAAUUAUUUGUGGCCUGCUAUGUGGGGGAGUAUGUUUGGUGUUGAUGAUGAGGCGAAUCAACCGAUUGCUGAUGCUUAUGGUAUUGUUAUGGGUACAAGUCAUACAGAACCAAUGGCAAGAGCAACAAACGAAUGGAACAGAUUUGGCAAACCCCUCGGCGGAAACGGUCAAUGGGAAUUCGACACCAACAACAAAUCACUUACCGAAUUCUUCACCGUCGGUGCCCAACGUGCUAAGCCAUAUGGAGCGAACACUCUCUUCACCAUGGCUAUGCGUGGUUCUGGUGAUACAGCGCUUCUCCUCACGGAACAACAAGCUAUUGAGGUGCUGCAAAAUGUUGUCACUACGCAGAGAGAAGUGCUGGGAAAAGUGUUUAAUGGAACAGAUGUCUCUGAUAUCCCGCAGAUGUGGUGUUUGUAUAAGGAGGUGCAGAGUUAUUAUGAGAAGGGUCUUGAUGUUCCGGAGGAUGUUACGCUGCUUUGGGCGGAUGAUAAUUGGGGCAAUAUCAGAAGGUUGCCGGUUGGGAAAGAACUUGAUCGAGUCGGUCGCGCUGGUAUCUAUUACCACGUCGAUUACGUGGGAGACCCAAGGAACUACAAGUGGAUCAACACUAUCCAGCUCGAGAAGACCACUGAGCAAAUGCACCACGCCUAUGAGCGACAGGCAGAUCGGAUAUGGAUUCUCAACGUUGGAGAUUUGAAACCCCUCGAAAUUCCUAUCAACCACUUCCUCGACCUAGCAUAUGAUGCCGAGAAAUGGGGUCAAGGUUCAACAUCCGAGUGGCUUAAAGCAUGGGCAUCUCGUGACUUCACGCCUGAACUAUCAGACCGUAUUGCAAAGGUUGUUAGCACAUAUGGAAUGUACGCUGCUCGUCGCAAGUACGAACUCAUUCAAUGGGACACUUACUCCGUUGUCAACUACAAUGAAGCAGAUGCUAUCAUUGCUCAAUGGCAAGCUCUCGCCGUUGAGGCACAAAGCAUCUACGACAAACUCCCUGUGGAAUUUCAGCCUUCAUUCUACGAGAUGGUCCUCCAACCUGUUCUAGGUGGUGGAGUCGUCAAUAUGAUCCAUAUUGGAGCCGGAAAAAACAGAAUGUAUGCUCAGCAACGACGAAAUAGUGCCAACUCGGUUGCUGAUAAAGUGCGUGACUGGUUCUCGGAAGAUCACAAGCUCACACAAAGAUACCAUGAUCUAUUCAAUGGAAAAUGGAACCACAUGCUUGAUCAAACCCAUCUCGGCUACGACCUCUCCUGGCACGGCGCCCUCUACGACGGCUACUGGCAACAACCGAUGCGCAACACCCUCCCACCCCUCUCCUACGUCCAAUCCCUCGAAACCUCCCUGGCAGGCAACAUCGGCGUCUCCCCCGAAGGCACCAACGCCAGCGUAGCCGGCGACGACGCCUGGCACGACAACUCUGGCAACACCCUCAAGGUCCCCCCAAUGGACCCCUACGGCCCAAAAACCCGCUGGAUCGACAUCUUCGCCCGCGGCACCGCUGGCUGCCAAUGGACCGCCUCCCCCGUCGCUCCAUACGUGAAAGUCACACCCAACACCGGCUUCACAGGCGGCAACAACGGAACUGACUACCGCGUCCUCGUCUCCAUCGACUGGUCAAAGGCACCACCAGCCCCAAACUCCACAGUUGUAAACAUAAACAUCACAUCCUCCUGUCCAACCUGGGGAAAUUUCCCCGCGCCCAUAAUCCAAGUCCCCGUCAACAACAUGGCCGCCCCAGCAGAUUUCCGCGGCUUCAUCGAGUCCGACAAACACAUCUCCAUCGAAGCCGCCCACGCCACGCGCAACACGUCCGUCAACGGCGUCUCCUACGCCGUCCUCUCAAACUACGGCCGCACCCUCUCAGGCGUAACCCUCUCCCCCGUCCUCGCCGAAACCCAACCCGUUGGCACCGGUCCCGUGUUGGAAUACGACAUCUACACCUUCACCAACACGACCGCCGCAAACGUAACCCUCUACCUCUCACCAUCCCACAACAACCUCGGUUUCGCUCGCCCUCUCCGCUACGGCAUCGCGUUCGACGCCGAGACUCCCAAGAUCAUCCAACCCACUAGUAACUAUACCGGUCAAGACUACCCGAAAGGCUGGAAUCAGGCGGUGGCGGAUGGGGCGUGGGGUGUUAGUGGGAAUAUGACGACGACGAAGCAUGAUUUGAGUGUGAAGGGGAAGCAUACGUUGAGGAUUUGGGUUGAGCAGCCGGGGAUGACGGUGCAGAAGGUGGUGGUUGAUUUGGGGGGUGUGAGGGCGAGUUAUUUGGGACCGCCGGAGAGUUUUUUGGGGGGGAGGGAUAGUGUUGGUAUGUACGAGGGGACGAAUUUUGCGGGGGUGGGGGUUGAGAAGCCGUUGUGA